AUGCUGGAGACCAAAUGGAGCCUCCUGCAGGACCAGACCUCCACCCGCUCCAACAUUGAGGGCAUGUUCGAGGCCUACAUUGCCAACCUGCGCAGACAGCUUGACGGGCUUGGCAACGAGAAGGGCAAGCUGGAGGGAGAGCUGAGAAAAAUGUACUAAAACCUUGCCUUUUUUCCUUACAGGUAUGAAGAUGAAAUCAACAAACGUGCAGCUGCAGAGAACGAGUUUGUGCUCCUGAAAAAGGAUGUUGAUGCUGCCUACAUGGUCAAGGUGCCACUAGAGGUCAAAGCUGAUGGUCUUCAGGAUAAGAUCAACUUCCUCAGGGCCGUCUAUGAGGCUGAGCUUCGUGAACUGCAGGGCCAGAUCAAGGACACCUCUGUCAUUGUGGAGAUGGACAACAGCCGUAACCUGGACAUGGACUCUAUUGUGGCUGAAGUGCGUGCUCAGUAUGAGGACAUUGCCAACCGCAGCAAGGCUGAAGCAGAGACCUGGUACAAACAGAAGUAUGAUGAGAUGGAGAGCUCUGCUGGACAGUACGGUGAGGACCUGCGCUCAACCAAGACUGAGAUUUCUGAGCUGAAUCGCAUGAUCGCCCGUCUUCAGAAUGAGAUUGAGGCUGUCAAGGGACAGAGGGUCAGCCUUGAGUCUCAGAUCACAGAGGUGGAGGAUCGUGGUGAGCUGGCAGUGAAAGAUGCCAAGCUCCGCAUCAGGGACCUGGAGGAUGCUCUGCAGAGAGCCAAGCAGGACAUGGCUCGCCAGGUGCGCGAGUACCAGGACCUGAUGAACGUCAAGCUGGCCCUGGACAUCGAAAUUGCCACCUACAGGAAACUGCUGGAAGGAGAGGAGAGCAGACUGGCCAGCGGAGGUUCAAACGCAACCAUCCAUGUGCAGCAGACAUCUGGAGGUGGUGGUAACUCCAGCUCUGGCAGUGGAUUUGGCUAUGGUGGUGGCAGCAGCUAUGGUGGUGGCAGCUUGUCUGGUGGUUAUGGUGGUUCUGUUACCAAGUCCGCAGUCUCAUCAACCAGUUCCAGGAGAUAUUAA
Molecule: messenger RNA, 1041 nt
Organism: Anoplopoma fimbria (sablefish)
Lineage: Eukaryota; Metazoa; Chordata; Actinopteri; Perciformes; Anoplopomatidae
Product: intermediate filament protein ON3-like
Biological process (GO): keratinization; intermediate filament organization
Cellular component (GO): keratin filament
Molecular function (GO): structural constituent of skin epidermis
Source: RefSeq, a predicted model, not a curated record